GAGGGAGCAGGGAAAGAUUAAAUGGAGCCAAGAUUAUUUCAUGUUUUUGCCGACUAGAUCUUUAAUUUGCCAUGAUCUUGUUGAAAGCCAAAGUGGAAGAGAAAACUUUUCAAAGGCAGCAUGAAUCACUAAGCAGCAAGACUAUAACACAGUGUACGGACAGCUCUACUCAGAAAACUAUACAAAGUUAUUAACUUCUCAGUUUAAGCAUUAUGACCAAGGAAGAAUCUUACAGGGAAGAAUUUAAUUAUGACAGGAUGCCAACUUUGGAGCGUGGAAAACCAGAGAAUGGAAAUUAUGUUCCAGAUAUUAAAUCAAGUGACCUUCAGCUAUCAAAGAGGCUUCAUCCUUGUUUUAGUUAUAGAACAUGGAUCUACUCUUUGCUGAUGGGGACUUGCAUACUUGUUACCUCUGGAUUUUCACUUUAUUUGGGGAAUGUUUUUCCAUCUGAAAUGGAUUACUUGCGCUGUGCAGCAGGUUCAUGUAUUCCCUCAGCAGCUGUGAGUUUUGCAAUAGCUAGAAACAAAGUUAAUGUGAUACCCAAUUUUCAGAUACUAUUUGUUUCUACAUUUGCGAUUACAACAACAUGUUUAGUUUGGUUUGGAUGCAAACUUGUCCUGAACCCUACAGCAAUAAAUAUAAAUUUCAACUUGAUUCUCCUAAUUCUACUGGAAAUGUUCAUGGCAACUACUGUAAUCAUUUCAGCUAGGUCUAAUGAGGAAUGCUGCAGGAGGAAGAAAACAACUGUGUAUGAUAGUACCAGCACAUUGAAUAAUGUCAGCUUUCCAACACGGAUCCUAAGAUCCUAUUCAGUAAUUGAAGUGAUUAUUGGAAUUUCUGCUGUGUUCGGUGGAAUAAUCGCUUUGAAUAUGGAUGUGUUAGUCUCAGGCCCAUAUCUUUCAGUAACUUUCUUUUGGAUCUUAGUGGCUUGUUUUCCCAGUGCCAUUGCAAGUCACGUUGCUGCUGAAUAUCCAAGUAAAUGCUUGGUAGAAGUUCUGAUUGCCAUAAGCAGUGUUACAUCUCCAUUAUUAUUCACAGCUUCAGGAUAUUUGUCCUUCAGUGUAAUGCGCAUAGUUGACAUCUUUAAAAACUACCCACCAACGGUUAAACAGUCUUAUGAUGUGCUCCUCCUGCUUCUAAUGCUGAUGCUGUUAGUUCAAGCUUUCCUGACCACUGGCACUGUCAUAUUGUGUGUAAACUUCAAAGCAAAAAUGAAAAUGCAUGACUCAAUGUGGUCUGUGCCACAAAUAAACAAGCAAGAGUACAAAACAACGGAGGUUUCCAAUAACAGCAUGAAGGAUUUUGAUAAAGAGAAGGCGUGGAAAGCUGUUGUAGUGCAGAUGGCCCAGUAAUCUGGAUUUAAGAAACUGAACUGGGAAAACUGUUGGCGUUAGGGCAUAUUAACCUUUGCAUUUGCAAGUACUAUGGUAAUAGUCACAAAGCAACUUAUUUCAUCGCAGCACCAUUAACCACUUGUUUCAAUAGGGUGUGCAUUUGAUUUUCAUUUAUUAACUUCUUAAUUGUUGUGUUUUAUUCGCAAAGAGACUUUAAAGCAGCGACUUUGUUAAUCAGAAAUUAAGACCAUCUGAACAGUUACAUAUGUAACUGUGUGGUAGGUCUUGUUUAUUACAAGAGACUAAUAUAAUUGCUGGUGUUCAGUUGAUGUAACAGUUUAAGCAUUUUUGUAAAAUUAUACAUAUGAAUUAUUCAUGCUUUUGCCUAAGAACAUCAUUUUUGUAGGAGUUGCAAAGCUCUUAAGAAUUUCUUAUUACUUUUAUAUAAAAUAAAAGUCUUUAUC
This is a messenger RNA of Elgaria multicarinata webbii, 1798 nucleotides long. RefSeq names its product modulator of VRAC current 1 (gene MLC1). Gene Ontology annotation, biological process: regulation of response to osmotic stress. Gene Ontology annotation, cellular component: endoplasmic reticulum; plasma membrane; cytoplasmic vesicle. The coding region runs from base 213 to 1352 and encodes 379 amino acids. The record is from RefSeq and is a predicted model, not a curated record. The transcript is spliced from 13 exons. NCBI's taxonomy places the organism in Eukaryota, Metazoa, Chordata, Lepidosauria, Squamata, Anguidae.